ACUCUUUUCUUUAUACCUUCAGGUAGAGCAAGAUGACAGGUCCUCCAUUUUUGUUGUUCAGUCUGACCGCAUUGGCUGUGGUUGUAUCUUUGGUCUGUAGCAGUGCUUCUAUCACAAACAAUGAAGAUGACUACCAUUUUACACAGAUAAAAAUCCCAGUGAUCCUAGAACAAAGCACAGUGAGGCUUCAAAGCCCAGAAUUCACCGCUGACGAUGUAAGCGAGCCAGGAGUGAUGUGUGGGAUCGAGUGCCAAAGAAAGCUGCCAGAACCGAGGCCUGCUGAGCUGGAACGACUACUGUCUUAUGAAACAGUCUACGAGAACGGAACACGCACCUUCACCAAAAUUCAUCUGGAAGGGGUCACUGAAUUAAGAAACGCAUCCUCUUCUGUUGACGACAAGGCAGGGAACCUUAAACGUAGAAAACGGCAGGUAUACGGCAUGGACGGCCGCUUUGUGAUCACAGGUAAACACUACAUCACCAAUUACCCCUUUUCUGCCUCAGUAAGGCUCUCUACGGGUUGCUCAGGCAUUUUGGUUUCUCCAAGACAUGUAUUGACUUCUGCCCAUUGUGUCCAUGAUGGCCAAGACUAUCUGAAAGGGACCAAAAGGCUCAGAGUGGGUGUCAUGAAGCUUCGCUCCAAACGCAGGGGAGGACGCCAACGAGGAGGCAGGAGGAGAGGAGAAAAGAGGAGAGAAAGCGAAGUGGGAAACGAAGGAGAUGCAGCCACUGAAGGAGAACUACUUAAAAGAGAACACAAGAGGAAAAGAAAGAACCGUUUUAGGCGCGACACAGAUUCAGACCAGUCCAAACAACCGGUGUUCAGAUGGACACGCGUCAAACUAACACAAGUGCCAACAGGCUGGAUGAGGAGAGCAGGCAAGGAGAUCUCAGCUGACUAUGAUUACGCUCUUCUGGAGCUGAAACGACCCCAUAGGAUGAAGUUCAUGGAGUUAGGCAUUGUGCCUGCAGUCAAAGACAUCCCAUCUGGAAGGAUUCACUUCUCUGGUUUUGAUAAUGACCAAUUAGGGAAAGUGGUCUACCGCUUCUGUUCGGUCUUAGAGGAAUCCAAUGACCUAAUGUACCAGUACUGUGAUGCGCAGAAGGGUUCAAGUGGAGCCGGGGUGUAUGUAAGGCAACGAGAUCAAGAAGGAAAAGGGAAGUGGAAGAGGAAGGUAAUUGGCGUCUUCUCUGGACACCAGUGGGUGGAUGUUGAUGGCAUACAGAAGGACUAUAAUGUGGCAGUCAGAAUAACACCCAACAAGUAUGCUCAGAUAUGCCACUGGAUCCAUGGAGGUGCUAGUCAGUGUAAACUGACCUGAGAAAGGUCAACAAGUUCUCAAGACUGCUGGGACGGUCUAGAUGCAAACUUCAAAAGUGGUGCUGUUUGUGACCCAAUGGAAAAUCCAGGGCGAGUAGUCAAGAGCGCAAAAGUAGCAUCUGUACAGGAAAUGCCUUUUCAACAAGAUUAAUUUGGAUGCUGUAUAUUUAUUUUUGUUUCGGUUGCCAACAUUUGAGACUGUAGCUUUUGUAAUGUCAUGUUCAGGCCAUGUUUGUGUUAAAAAGCCAAUUUUACCAGCUGAGGCCAAGUAGUUAACUACUGAAAAGCAAAACAGAUUGACAUUUAGUAUGAUUUUUGUUUAAGUUCUUGAAGAGUUCACCCAAAUAUGAAAAAUGUCAUCAGUUGCAUGGAGAAGAGCCCGUUUUGCCUACAAGAAAAGUGCAUGGUGAUUCAUACUAACUCUGAAAAGAAAUAGGAAGAUUAUUUGUGAAUGACAGCCCACAAUAAUAAAGUGCAUAAUUGACAUUUUAUGCUUUUUGAAGCCUGGCAGUAUAAAUCACUAUGCAGCUGGAAGGGAGUAGCUUGGACAUUUGUAACUCAGAAGUGGAGGUAAUUUGUAACUAGGGUGAUUGUUUGGUCUUAACUGUAUUUGUAUUUAUUUAAUUUUGAAUGCAUUUGCCUAAUAAAGUCAAUGGAGUUAAAAUAUUAAUGCACUAAUUCAUAAACGUGACCCUGGACCACUCAUAUGGGUCAUUUUUUUGAAACUCUUAUGAAAGCUGAAUAAAUAAGCUUUCCACUGAUGUAUGGUUUGUUAGGACAAUAUUUGGCCAAGAUACGACUAUUUAAAAAUCUGGAAUAAAAUAAAAUA
Messenger RNA from Labeo rohita (rohu), 2150 nucleotides. RefSeq names its product inactive serine protease 35 (gene prss35l). Lineage: Eukaryota; Metazoa; Chordata; Actinopteri; Cypriniformes; Cyprinidae. Gene Ontology annotation, molecular function: serine-type endopeptidase activity. The record is from RefSeq and is a predicted model, not a curated record. Gene Ontology annotation, biological process: proteolysis.